AGACUGGCAGCUGCUCUCCAGUGUCUCAGGCUUUGCCCAGGUGUCAACGCCAUGCUCCGGAAAGUGGCCGUGGCGGCCGCCUCCAAACCCCAUGUGGAGAUCCGCCAAGACGGUGACCAGUUCUACAUCAAAACUUCCACCACCGUCCGCACCACUGAGAUCAAUUUCAAAGUAGGGGAAAGCUUCGAGGAAGAGACGGUGGACGGCCGAAAGUGCCGGAGUUUAGCCACGUGGGAGAACGAAAACAAGAUCUACUGCAAGCAAACUCUUCUGGAGGGGGAAGGCCCGAAGACAUACUGGACGCGGGAACUGGCCGGCGAUGAACUGAUCUUGACCUUCGGAGCCGAUGAUGUUGUAUGCACAAGAAUUUACAUACGGGAGUGA
Molecule: messenger RNA, 384 nt
Organism: Gekko japonicus
Lineage: Eukaryota; Metazoa; Chordata; Lepidosauria; Squamata; Gekkonidae
Product: cellular retinoic acid-binding protein 1
Exons: 4
Biological process (GO): fatty acid transport
Cellular component (GO): nucleus; cytosol
Molecular function (GO): fatty acid binding
Source: RefSeq, a predicted model, not a curated record